AUGAAUAUAACCGCACACAAUGCAUUCAAUGAGAUAAAACCAUUGUGUAUACAGCUGUCAAAAUUUGCUUUCUUACCAAAUGAAACCUUUGAUCCAAAUUCCAUCGAUUUAUUAAAUUCAUUAAAAUUGAUCAAUUCAAAAUUAGAAACCUUCUGUGACGACCUCCCAUUAGCAUUUGGAGAUUAUGUAUUCAUACCCAUUUCACAUCUCCUGAAACAUGAUUCAUUAGGAUCCUCACAAACUAAUUAUCUUCUUCUAAUCAUAUCUCAUCUUCUUAGAUUAUGUUGGUAUUCAGAUGGUUCAUUGAGCAUCAAUCUCUUAAACAAAUUAUAUCCUAUUAUAUUGUUUCUGAUCACAGAAAAUAACGUGGUUCAUAUUGACACCAACGUUACGAUAUUAAAUCAAUUGGUUUUAUCUCUGAAUAAUCAAAAUUAUAAGCAAAAUUAUUUCAAGAAUAAGACAUUACCUAAUCUUGCUAGAACAAUAAAGUUGUUACUAGACUCUUUAGAAGAUGAAAAGAACAACAACCAAAUAGAAUUACAAUUGAAAAUAAUACACACUCUACAUGUUCUGUAUGAUGAUAUAAUAACCACUGAGAAUGGUGAAACUUUAUCGUAUGUGUUGCCAGGAAAUAUAUCAUCUCUCACCAAAUUGCUAGCAAAACCUGGAUUAACAAUCAACAACAAAGUUAUUAUAGAGGCCUUAAAAUUGACGAGUCUACUUCUAUCUAUAGUUUACAACGAUGAAAAGUUAAAUACAAAACUGAAUAAGAAAUCUCUGUCAAAUAUUUUACAAAAUGAGACCAAAUCAUCCAUUCAAACUAACAACCCCCAUAGAAAUGAUAAAUGGUUGAAAGCAACAUCAAGCCAGGUCAAAUUAUCGCUUAGACACUUCAUACCAAGACUAAUGAAAAGAAAGAAUUUACACACUGCAUUAUGCGAGUUUAUAUCUACAUUGUUAAACAAUUGCUGCAGCUCAUUAUAUGAUUGUCUGGAUUUCCUUCUUGAAACAUCUAUGCAAUUACAUUAUGAUCCAUUGAAAACUAAUAACGAACUCGCCACUGUAUGGCAGAAAGUAAUAACUGAGGGUAUUUCUCAACUUCCUGAUAUGAUUAGAUUCGAUAGGCACGAAAAAGUAGAGUCAAUAACAUUUGCAAUUGACUCUCAUAAUAUCGAGUCAUCUCAUCUCUAUUUCCUAAUAAAAACGAUAACUGAAGAGUUAGAUCAUACCGACAAUACUUUCAGAAUAAGACAGGAUAGAAAAAUCAUUGAACAAUCCAGUACCAUAAUUGUUUCAGACCCUAUCUUGGAAGCAAUGGAGAGAAAUGCUGACCUGAGAUUACUCAGAAAUAAGCCAAGGGAGUUGGAAAAAUCUCUGAGAGAUUUGAUCUUUGCCGUUGGCAGAAGAUUUUACGAAGAUAAAACUAUAGUACCUCUAUUGAAUGACUUAUUAUCAGACCCAUCUAAUCAAACUUUAAUAGGCAAAUCUGUCUCACUGUGGGUUGCACUAAAUUUGCUAAAAAGUUUAAAUACCUCUGGUGACCAAUUUCUCGAUAUUUCUACCUUCUCCUCAGACAACGACGAAUUAGUUAGUGAAGCAUGUUAUACCGUAUUAGGAUUCUGCAGUGAAUUUGAACAGGAACUAUUAAUAUCAGUUGAAAGCCAAUCUGAUUCAAUGACGCAAGAGCAAGAGACUGCUGUCUGUACAAUACUUUCCACUAUUGAAACAGUCUCAACAGUGAUGAGACCUCAAGAUUUCCAAUUAGAAUUAAUUGAUUACAUAUACAUAGUCAUAGACAAUUUGGCAUCAAAUUCCCCAGCAAUUCGACAAUUUGCACAGUCUUGUUCCAUAACAAUCGCUUCGAGCUUGUAUAAUGGUGAUGUUAAAUUACUGAUUUCAGAAAAUGUUGAUUACUUGGUAGAUGCAAUCUCAACUAGGUUGAAUCUGGGCAUGACUAACAGAAUUGGUAUGGUUCUUUCCGUCAUUUGUAGGAUUGUGGGUGGACGGGUGAUUAGAGAAUUCGGAGAUAUUAUUGAAACUAUUUUUAAAUUAAUGGAUUACUAUCAUGGAUAUAACGAGUUAUGUCUUCAAUUUUUCCAGUUAUUUGAAACAAUUGUCCUGGAGUUUGAGAAGACGUACAUCAAUUCUGAUACUUUCAGGACACUGGAUAAUGACCAUCUUGUCCAAAGCAGUUUCAAGCCGUGGGAUAUCACAAAUGUGGAACAACUUUUGUCGUUACUAGACAACGAACCAAAACUGUCAGUGAAUAUAAACGAAGAGUUGCCAUUUGACAAGAAUGAACCAAAAAAUUUCCAGGAAUACUUUGAAUCAAAAAUGAGUGGCUUAGAAAAUGAUAGUGACGAUGAGGAUGAAACCACAGAGACUGACGAAAUCAAUAAUAGUAACGAAAAUGGAGCACAAGAGGGGGAAGAAAAAUGGCUGUCUCCCAUACCAAUGGAAUCAUAUAAGAUUCUCCUACAGAUUCUAGCAUAUGGUGACAGAUUACUGAGACAUCCUUUUAAACCUCUAAGAGUACAAAUCUUGAAAGUUAUAAAGUUUAUUAUUCCACUGCUAGCUACGCAAUACAGUUCAUUACUACCGCAGAUCGCUCAAAGUUGGGACUCUAUAGUAGAGUGCUCUGUGGAUAAGGAUUUUUCCAUCGUCAAACCUGCAUGUGAGUGUCUGAAGGAGAUGCUUCAUUUUUCCGGUAAUUUUCUAUCAAGAAGAUUUAUUGAUCUUUGGGAGAUCUUAUCUAAAAGAUCGUACAUCGUGCAGGCCGUAAACAUUAAAGAGGUCAGUUCUUUCAAAACUGGCCAACUCAUAUUACGUAAAAAAUUCUCCCCACUUACAAAAGAUACCUUGGUUGCUAUGUCCGAAAUGCUACUGGAAGGUAUUUCCCUGACAGAAAUGCUUUUACCAGAAUCCACCAUUGAAAAAAUUAUAUUAUGCUGUUUAAAUGUAAUUCCACAGGAGGAUAUUUCCUCCAAGUCAAUGUUGCUUGCUGACAUUGUAUGGAAGAUCAUAAAUAUCAGCCUUGACGAUACAUAG
Molecule: messenger RNA, 3048 nt
Organism: Kazachstania africana CBS 2517
Lineage: Eukaryota; Fungi; Ascomycota; Saccharomycetes; Saccharomycetales; Saccharomycetaceae
Gene: TTI1
Product: Tti1p
Exons: 1
Coding region: 1-3048 (1015 amino acids)
Biological process (GO): chromatin remodeling
Cellular component (GO): cytoplasm
Source: RefSeq, a predicted model, not a curated record